AUGUCUAAUGGUUUGUUUGUUACCGAUGAGGACGGUGAUACUGAGAUGAAUGGGAACGGUAAACUCGAUAAGAAGCUCCAAUCAUCAGAGAUUCUUAAAGAAGACGAUCCAGUAGUGAAUGAAAUACCCAUUAAUUUAACGGUUGGACCUUGUCCAUUGCAUGUGUUACAGUUUCCUAACAAACCUAAAAGACUGGCGAAGAAUAUGGAUGAACAUCCUCCAAUUGCUGGUGUACGCUAUAAGGAUGAAUCAAGCGUUUGGGAGAUAGAUAUCCCAUUGAAUACACAGGUCUUCUUCGACAAAGAAAAAGCUGCUGAGUCUUGGAACAAUGUCGACGUUCAAACUUUGAAAGGUGUGGCUGUAAGCAACGACAUGUUGCAAUACGCAGGCGUUAUGAAACAAGGACAGCUAUAUUUAAUACCAGUAGAGAAAGUUGCCCAAAUGAGACCAUACUUCCGUUACAUCGAUUCGCAUCAACAGGUUAAGAAGGACGAGGAUGCCAAGGCGAAACCUGCGAAUCCAACUGCCAAGAAAAACCAGGUAAUAACAAUGUCAGUGAAGAGUAGCAGCGAAGCGAAUCAAAAUAGACUAGGAGGUGCAUUGCUAGCUCAUAAGGUAGCAGACGAAGAGGAAUUCAAACCUUUGGAAUGGAAGGACGAUACUUUCGAAUCGUUUGUAGAAGAAGUUACAAGUGAAAAAAGUACUGUACCAUUAAAACCAAUGGACAACGACGCUGUGUAUCUAUCAAAACUAUUUUAA
Kluyveromyces lactis is the source of this 759-nucleotide messenger RNA. It is a transcript of the gene RPC37, whose product is annotated as DNA-directed RNA polymerase III subunit C37. Gene Ontology annotation, cellular component: nucleus; RNA polymerase III complex. The transcript has a single exon. Bases 1 to 759 code for a protein of 252 amino acids. NCBI's taxonomy places the organism in Eukaryota, Fungi, Ascomycota, Saccharomycetes, Saccharomycetales, Saccharomycetaceae. The record is from RefSeq and is a predicted model, not a curated record. Gene Ontology annotation, biological process: DNA-templated transcription.